AUGGAUUUAUAUUUCACGUUUCUAUGGCUCAAUUUUGGGACAGUUUUUCUGCUAAUCCCUCCAAUUACUACGGCGAGCAACCAAAUGAAAACACCGCUGAUCUACAUCAACAACAUAUUCAUGGAGAACUUCAGCAUAGAAAAUCAUACAAUUCAGACUGAAAGCGUGCGGGACCCCUGGGAGUGUUUUCGUCACUGCGCUAAACACUGCGACUGCAUUGCGUUUCAAUUCAGUGGAAAAAUAUGUGAGCUUCUGGACACGGACAUUGAUGGAGCCAUCGGGAAGCGAGUGAAAAGACCAGGAACUCUUUUGUAUCGUGUACAGCAAAACGGCGUGAGGGAAAAUGGCAGAUGCCUGAAUGGCUGCUGUCAAUCGAAACCUUGCCUUAAUGGAGGCACAUGCGCAGAAAAUUGCGAUGACAUCAGGAAACAAUACAACUGCACAUGUCCACAGCAUUACCAGGGAAAGAGAUGUGAGAUAUUCCAUCCAAGAGUCAAUUCAUGCCUAUCUUAUUUAAAGCUGAAACCAGAGUCUAAGUCAGGCGUGUAUAAGCUUAAUGAUACGGCUCAGAGUUAUUGUGAUUUUGACUCGAAACCCGGAAAAGUCUGGACUCUCAUCGAGUCAUUCUCUUUAGGAAAUAAGGAUUUUUACAACCAAAAGCCUUUUUAUUACAACUUUCCGAGAAACGAGACAAGAUUCAACUGGAAUGAUUAUCGAGUAUCCUACCAAGCAAUGGUCAACAUCCGACACAACUCGACGCACUGGCGAGUGACGUGCAAUUUCCCGUCAGGCCUUAAUUUCACCGACUACGCACGCGCUACUCUCCAAGACACGGACAUCCUGACAUUUGUCAAUCAAGAUAGCUGUCAGAGGUACGAGUACAUCUCAUUUCGAGGAAGAAGUUGCACUAAUUGUUCGGGGAUGCUUGUGCAGCGAGAUACCCAACAUAUGCAUACUGAUUCGUACUGGAGCGGAAAAAACGGUUGCUCUUGGGAUCCAAGUACAGGUGCCCUGGAGCACGAAGAUAAUUUUGGAUUCUAUGACGUUAUCAAUCCUAAACACAAGUGCACUGAAAAUUCUUUUUCCACCACGCAAUGGUGGCUUGGUGCGGAGCUCUAAAUCUGAGCCCACACCACGCUGGGCGUAGGUUAUGUAGACGUGCGUGAGGAAGGGGAAACAAC
Molecule: messenger RNA, 1181 nt
Organism: Pocillopora verrucosa
Lineage: Eukaryota; Metazoa; Cnidaria; Anthozoa; Scleractinia; Pocilloporidae
Source: RefSeq, a predicted model, not a curated record